Molecule: messenger RNA, 855 nt
Organism: Entamoeba invadens IP1
Lineage: Eukaryota; Evosea; Mastigamoebida; Endamoebidae
Product: D-alanine aminotransferase, putative
Exons: 1
Coding region: 1-855 (284 amino acids)
Biological process (GO): carboxylic acid metabolic process
Molecular function (GO): catalytic activity
Source: RefSeq, a predicted model, not a curated record
AUGUCUGUGUAUUUAACAAAGCAACAAGUUGUUGGUUCUUAUGUCUCUAUUAACUCCUCACUUGUGUCUGUCGAGUCUAAAGAACUUGAAGAGCUUACUCAACCAACAACAGAGCCAUUAGUUUAUGAAGUCAUCCGAGUUAUCAACAGCAAAGUUCUAUUUAAAGAAGACCACAUAGCGCGACUUACCAAGUCGAUUGAGAAAGUCGAAGCCCAGAAACAGAACAGUUCCGCUGUAGAAAUCGUCCAAACGCAACUUCCAAAACUGAUUUCAAGACUCCAAUUGGUCAAUGGAAAUUUGCGAGUAGUUGUCUCGCCAAGUAUCGUUCUCGUCCAUCAAAACGUCCACCACUAUCCUACAGAGGAAAUGAGAAGGAACGGCGUGAUCCUUGGCGAAGUCCAAGUCACACGAGAAAACCCAAAUAUGAAAAGUAUUCGACAGAACUACACCACCACCGUGUCUGAAGCAAUGAAACAAGUUUACUUUGGCCAAGUCGUGUUUAGUGUGUUGUUGAUUAAUUCGGACCAGUGUUAUACAGAAGGAAGUCACUCAAAUGUCUUCUUUGUUAAGAACAACACUCUAUAUACAACACCAGACAAUUUGGUCUUGAUCGGCGUCACGCGGAAAUACGUGUUACAAGCCGCUCAAGCACUUGGAAUGAAUGUCGUCACACAAUGCGUCCAUACAUCUGAGCUUUAUCAGUUCAAGGCCUUUUUAUCAGGAACUUCUUUGAACGUCUUACCCAUCCAUUCCGUCGGAAAUGUCAUUCUUGAAAGUGAGAAGGACCAAACUAUUAAAAAUUUGGAAAAUGAAUAUCUCCAGAUUGUACACAGAUAUCUUGAUGCUCAAGAAUGA